AUGUCUUGGAAAUUAACGAAAAAAUUAAAAGAAACACAUCUUGCCUCUGCGAUCGGAUUGAAUUCCAGUGGCUCAAUAAAAGGCUUGCGGAACAAUGCGCAUUCUUCAAUGUCGUCUCGAAAAUCGAGCGAUGAGAAAUCCAGCAGAAGCUCAGAAGACCGACAACCUCAGAGCACAGUGGUUCAACCAGGUUUGCUUCAAGUCACAAUUAUUGCAGCCAGAGACUUGCGUCUACCAUCUGGAUAUACGCCAACUAACUAUACAGCAUCUUUCGGUGCUAUUCCCAGUAAUAAUGGCUUAGGACAUUCCCGGUCGCGAAGUCAUGCAUGGUGGUUACCUUACAUCGUGGUAGAGUUUGACAAAAACGAGGUUUUAGUGGAUGCUCUAAAUACUGCUACUCUAGAAAAUCCAAGGUGGGAUUAUCAGGCUACUUUUGAUGUUUCCCGAUAUUCAAAAUUAUCUUUAAACAUUUAUCUUCGAUCUUCUACAAGUCGAUUGCGAAACGGGAUGGGAAAUGACGUGUUUUUGGGAGGAAUAAAGAUUCCUCCAUCUUUUGUUGUCAAUAAGCUUACUGAUGAAUGGGUUUCUUUACAGGGAGGCAGCGGAGAAUUACGAGUUCAAAUGCUGUAUAAACCGAACCAGAAUACCCCCCUUACCAUUGAUGCUUUUGACCUUUUAAAAGUGGUCGGAAAAGGCUCUUUUGGAAAAGUCAUGCAGGUUCGAAAACGAGACACCUCGCGUAUUUAUGCUUUAAAAACUAUUCGAAAAGCACACAUUGUUUCAAGGAGUGAAGUUGACCAUACUCUGGCAGAAAGAACUGUGCUGGCGCAAGUUAACAAUCCCUUUAUUGUUCCAUUAAAGUUCUCUUUCCAAUCUCCCGAAAAGUUGUAUAUUGUUUUGGCAUUCGUUAACGGUGGUGAGUUGUUUCAUCAUUUACAGCGUGAAGGUUGCUUUGGCACUUCCCGAGCAAAGUUUUACACGGCAGAACUGCUGGUAGCUCUCGAGUGCCUUCAUGAAUUCAACGUCAUUUAUCGUGACUUAAAACCAGAAAACAUUCUUUUAGACUACACCGGACACAUUGCUCUAUGUGAUUUUGGUUUAUGCAAAUUAAAUAUGGCCAAAACUGACCGCACAAACACUUUUUGUGGCACUCCAGAAUACCUCGCGCCGGAAUUGCUUUUGGGUCACGGUUAUACAAAAGUAGUUGACUGGUGGACUUUGGGUGUGCUACUUUACGAAAUGAUAACUGGUCUCCCCCCGUUUUAUGAUGAAAAUAUAAAUGAAAUGUAUAGAAAAAUUUUACAAGAUACGCUACGCUUCCCUGAUAAUAUUGACAAAGAUGGCCGUAACUUACUUUGCGGCUUAUUGACUCGCUCACCGGAUAAAAGGUUAGGUAGUCGCGGUGCCCAAGAAAUAAAAAACCAUCCUUUUUUUGCGGAUAUUGAUUGGAAAAAGCUUUUUGCCAAAAAGAUUCAGCCGCCUUUCAAACCAUGUGUUGAGUCUGCUAUUGAUACGAGCAAUUUUGACUCCGAAUUUACCUCAGAAAUCCCAAUGGAUAGUGUUGUUGCGGAUUCACAUCUUUCGGAGACCGUUCAACAACAAUUUGCAAAUUGGAGCUAUCAGCGUCCUACUACAAUAGAUGCAUCUGAUGACAUUUCGACGAUUGCUCCUGGAAGCAUAACGCGGUAG
This is a messenger RNA of Schizosaccharomyces osmophilus, 1689 nucleotides long. It is a transcript of the gene gad8, whose product is annotated as serine/threonine protein kinase (AGC family) Gad8. Lineage: Eukaryota; Fungi; Ascomycota; Schizosaccharomycetes; Schizosaccharomycetales; Schizosaccharomycetaceae. The transcript has 3 exons. The record is from RefSeq and is a predicted model, not a curated record. Gene Ontology annotation, biological process: protein phosphorylation. Gene Ontology annotation, molecular function: protein serine/threonine kinase activity; ATP binding. The coding region runs from base 1 to 1689 and encodes 562 amino acids.